Molecule: messenger RNA, 1670 nt
Organism: Phodopus roborovskii (desert hamster)
Lineage: Eukaryota; Metazoa; Chordata; Mammalia; Rodentia; Cricetidae
Gene: Sfrp5
Product: secreted frizzled related protein 5
Exons: 3
Coding region: 127-1071 (314 amino acids)
Biological process (GO): negative regulation of canonical Wnt signaling pathway; non-canonical Wnt signaling pathway; canonical Wnt signaling pathway
Molecular function (GO): Wnt-protein binding
Source: RefSeq, a predicted model, not a curated record
CAGGCUGCCACCUACUUGGACGACUCGAGCAGCGCGGACGGUUACAGGGAGCAUCCCGACCGGGACACACACGGGGCAGCCAGGCGCCGAGCAUCGAGCCGUCGGGGCGGACGGCAACAUCCAGCCAUGCGGGUGGCUGGAGGCGCGCGGACCGCCGCGCUGGCGCUGCUGCUCGGGGCGCUGCAUGGGACUCCGGCGCGCGGCCAGGAGUACGACUACUUUGGCUGGCAGGCUGAGCCGCUGCACGGCCGCUCCUAUUCCAAGCCACCGCAAUGCCUCGACAUCCCCGCCGAUCUGCCACUCUGCCACACGGUGGGCUACAAGCGCAUGCGACUGCCCAACCUGCUGGAGCACGAGAGCCUAGCCGAGGUAAAGCAGCAGGCGAGCAGCUGGCUGCCGCUGCUGGCCAAGCGCUGUCACUCGGACACCCAGGUCUUCCUCUGCUCGCUCUUCGCGCCCGUCUGCCUAGACCGGCCCAUCUACCCGUGCCGCUCUCUGUGCGAGGCCGUGCGCGCAGGCUGCGCGCCGCUCAUGGAGGCCUACGGCUUCCCCUGGCCCGAGAUGCUGCACUGCCACAAGUUCCCCCUGGACAACGACCUCUGCAUCGCGGUGCAGUUUGGUCACCUGCCUGCCACCGCACCUCCAGUGACCAAGAUCUGUGCCCAGUGUGAGAUGGAGGACAGUGCUGACGGCCUCAUGGAACAGAUGUGCUCCAGCGACUUUGUGGUCAAGAUGCGAAUUAAAGAGAUCAAGAUAGACAACGGGGACCGGAAGUUGAUUGGAGCCCAGAAGAAGAAGAAGCUGCUCAAGGCAGGCCCUUUAAAGCGCAAGGACACCAAGAAGCUGGUCUUGCACAUGAAGAAUGGUGCAGGCUGCCCCUGCCCACAGCUGGACAGCCUAACAGGCAGCUUCCUGGUCAUGGGCCGCAAAGUGGAGGGGCAGCUGCUACUUAUGGCUGUCUACCGAUGGGACAAGAAGAACAAGGAAAUGAAGUUUGCAGUCAAGUUCAUGUUCUCAUACCCCUGUUCCCUCUACUACCCUUUUUUCUACGGGGCAGCUGAACCCCACUGAAGGGCCCGCCUCCUUGCCCCAGCCAGCCAGCUGUGCCUUGCCCUCUGUCCCUGCCCACCUGGCCUCACCCCCACUCCCAGGCUGACCCAGUCCCUGGCAAAGGUGUCUUUACGCAACUACUACUUGCACAGGCUCCAAAGGACAGCAUAGGGCUACCCUGCUUGUCUGAAGGGUCCUGGAAUCCUGGGAUCUAUCAGGGGCUCCUCCCUCAUAAGAGAGGCUUUCUCCUUUGGAGGGGGGAACCCCCCCCCCGUGUCUGAGAAAGCAGGCAGAGAAGUGUGAAGGAAGGAUGCAGGGCCUCCUGCAGCCUGGGGAGGGCAUCUCCAGGAAGAACAGUGGGUCUCACGGUUAAGAGGGACCUCAGUGCUUAAAGGACAGCUUUCCUCCCACUCUGUGUCAUCAUGGGCCUCCAAAGAAAAGAGUCAGGCCUCCAUGUCCUCCAGCCACACCCGCCUCUCAUCUGGAGCCCCGCUGGACAGGAAAGCCGGAUCAGCAGCUGCUGCAGACAUUGUCACAUAGACUUGUUUCCUAGCUCUUGCCUCAGCCCCCCACACCCUUGCGUCCAACCACAAUAAAUUAUUGCUACUGCUGUGAGGCCA